GUCGGUCUGGGUGGUGGUUCGAGCAUUUAACGCUUUUAACGGACUAUUCCGUGUUGGAAGUUCUAUCGAGUCUCGUGGUCAUGGCGUAAGCGGUGGUGUGAUAUUAUAGAAUGGAAGAAGAAGAAGAAAGAGAGAAGAAGUCGUCUUCUCCUCCAUGAACACCUCAAUUCUCUGAUUCUUUAACCAACCAAUUAUAUAUUUUUUUUCUUUUUUCUUUUUUAUUUUUCUGAAUUAAAAAAAAAAAAAACCAAUUUCUGUAUCUAUAAUAAACAAAUAAAAAUUUCUCUCAUUUUUUCUUUUUCAGUUUUUUUUUUCUUCUUCUCUGCGGCGAGUUUGUGAAUCAAAUCCCCAUUUUUUUUUUUCUGGAUCCCCUUACAAAUCUUCAAAGAAAGGAUUAAACAUUUUCAAGGGGAUCCAGCUCGCGCUUGCUGGUCUGGUUCAUAUAGGAUUUCCUCUCAUCUUUUUUUUUUUUUUUUUUUGGAUAUCUUAAAUACAAAUCCAGAUUCCGAUUGUUCUUCUGGUCGGUGAUCAUUUUGUUGCCGGAUUCGUUCGAGUUUCUGUUUCGGUAUGUGGAAGGACCCUGGUACUCCUGCUGAUUCCUUCUAUGAAGUUCGCCCUGAAUGCAGCGAUGUUCCUAAGACUCGCUUCAAGAUCAAGGCUGGGAAAACUUUAAGUGCAAGGAAAUGGCAUGCUGCAUUUACUCCAGAAGGUCGUCUAGAUAUCUCAAAGACACUUAGCAGAAUCCAACGUGGGGGUGUUCAUCCUUCAAUUAGGGGAGAAGUGUGGGAGUUUCUACUCGGUUGUUAUGAUCCUAAGAGCACCUUUGAUGAUAGAGACGCAAUACGGCAACGCCGAAGGAUGCAAUAUUCUAUAUGGAAGGAAGAUUGCAAGCAGAUGGAUUCUGUUGUUGGCAGUGGCAGGAUUAUCACAGCGCCUUUAAUCACCGAGGAUGGUGUGCCUAUUCAGGAUCCUUUAAAUCUUUUGGAAGCAUAUCCAAGUAAAGGAUUGGCUUCAGCUCCUGAAGCAGAUGGUGAUACUUCAGACUCUGAGAUUUCAUGUGAAAAUGAAUCCAAUAAUGGUGCAAGUUCAAGCACGUAUAAUACGCCAGAAGAGGUAAAGGGGGAAAAUAGUCAUGUACCAAAUGAGGCAACAAGCCAUGUUCCUCUGGACAAGAAAGUAAUCCAGUGGAAACUUACCCUACAUCAAAUAGGUCUUGACGUGGUUCGGACUGACAGGACGUUAGUGUUUUAUGAGAAGCAAGAAAAUUUAUCAAAGCUUUGGGAUAUUCUAGCAGUUUAUGCCUGGAUAGAUAAAGAUGUUGGCUAUUGUCAAGGAAUGAGUGAUCUUUGCUCCCCAAUGAUAAUACUUCUUGAAGAUGAAGCAGAUGCAUUUUGGUGCUUUGAACGCUUGAUGCGCAGAUUGCGAGCAAAUUUCAGAUGCACAGAAAGCUCAGUUGGCGUGGAGACACAACUUAGUAAUCUAGCAUCAAUUACUCAAGUACUUGACCCAAAGCUUCAUCAACACUUAGAAACUUUGGGUGGAGGUGACUAUCUAUUUGCAUUCCGUAUGCUUAUGGUCUUGUUUCGUCGAGAAUUCUCAUUUGGUGACUCAUUGUUCCUUUGGGAGAUGAUGUGGGCCUUGGAAUAUGAUCCUGACCUCUUCGAAUUAUAUGAGGAGCCUGAUCUAGCUAGCCAAAAAGGUGAGGGGUCUAAAGGAAAAGUGAAAUCAAUACGCCAAUGUGGGAAGUUUGAGAGGGAGAAUAUGAGAAGUGGAUCAGAAGCUCCUCUUCCUAUUUCAGUUUUUCUUGUUGCCAGUGUCUUGAAAACAAAGAGCUCAAAGCUAAUGCAAGAAGCACGGGGCCUGGAUGAUGUUGUUAAGAUAUUGAAUGACAUAACCGGAAAUCUAGAUGCCAAAAAAGCUUGCAGCGGCGCAAUGAAGCUUCACAAAAAGUAUUUAAAAAAGGCUAAGAAGACGUAGUAGUUGAGUUGAGGAAUUUUCAAAAGGUCUCAAUUUAUUAUCCCACCUACUCAAUGAAAUAAAGGGGUGGAGUUUUCAUACUGAACCGUGUGAGUUGGCGAAUACUACUUCCACCUACUCUCAGCUGAGGCAGUUCACAGAUAGUAGUUUCUGCCAAUGAACAAAAAAUCUGGCUGAAGCCUAUAUACUAAAAGGAAUUCCAGCAGUAGCAUUGUUGUAUGUGAAAUUUUUGUCGUCGUUUUGUAUACCAUGAAAUUUUACUAUAAGGUGUGCGGUCAUUUUAUAUUAUAGUACAAUUUGUUGCUUGUAAUGAUUGAUGAAAUUGCAAAGAAAAUUUUGCCUCUUCAGGGCUUCUUCCA
This is a messenger RNA of Macadamia integrifolia, 2336 nucleotides long. Its product is annotated as rab GTPase-activating protein 22-like. NCBI's taxonomy places the organism in Eukaryota, Viridiplantae, Streptophyta, Magnoliopsida, Proteales, Proteaceae. Gene Ontology annotation, molecular function: GTPase activator activity. The transcript is spliced from 11 exons. Gene Ontology annotation, biological process: activation of GTPase activity. The record is from RefSeq and is a predicted model, not a curated record. Bases 568 to 1977 code for a protein of 469 amino acids.